Messenger RNA from Debaryomyces hansenii CBS767, 483 nucleotides. RefSeq names its product bifunctional dITP/dUTP diphosphatase (gene DUT1). The coding region runs from base 1 to 483 and encodes 160 amino acids. Gene Ontology annotation, molecular function: dUTP diphosphatase activity; magnesium ion binding. Lineage: Eukaryota; Fungi; Ascomycota; Pichiomycetes; Serinales; Debaryomycetaceae. The transcript has a single exon. The record is from RefSeq and is a predicted model, not a curated record. Gene Ontology annotation, biological process: dUMP biosynthetic process; dUTP catabolic process.
AUGACUGACGCCGAACAAACUAUCAAGAAUCAAAAAACCCAAGAAGCAGAACAAAGCUUAAGGGUAUUUUUACGUUCAGAAAAUGCUACUUUACCAACUAGAGGAUCAGUCUUAUCUGCUGGAUAUGAUAUUUACGCUUCAGAAGAAGCUGUUAUUCCAGCACAAGGCCAAGGUUUAGUUGGAACUGAUAUAAGUGUUGCAGUUCCUAUUGGAACUUACGGAAGAGUUGCUCCAAGAUCUGGUUUAGCUGUUAAACACGGUAUUUCUACUGGUGCUGGUGUUAUAGAUGCCGACUACCGUGGUGAAGUCAAGGUUGUUCUUUUCAAUCAUGCACAGAAAGACUUUACAAUUCAAAAAGGUGAUAGAAUUGCUCAAUUGGUCUUGGAAAAGAUCGUGAUGGCUGACAUUAAACAAAUCACUGCCGAAGAAUUGGACAUCACUGCUAGAGGUGAAGGUGGAUUCGGAUCUACAGGUAAGAAUUAG